GGGUGAUGUGUUUAUUGCGUAAACCAGCGACGGGCAUACCGAAUAAUAGUCCAACGUAACGUUAAACGUUUUUGUGUUAACGUAGCGGCAGAGCUAACUAAAAAGCCAAACCCGAAAAUUUGAGUAAACUUAAGUUAUCCAAGCUUGUCUCAUGUUCUAAUAUCUCAGCGUAACAGCACACAGCACCACCGCGUGGCAGGAUGAGUGGCUCUAUGGCCGAGCUGGACACGGCGCAGAACAAGCUGGAACGUAUCAACACUGAUGACCAUUCUUUCAAGGAUUGUGGUGGUUUUGAGAGGGACAGUAACGUCCCCCUUUGUCCUGCAGCAGCUCCUGUAUGGGGGCCUGGGGCCCAUUCAGAUGCCAGUCUGCUAGUUCCUCAUCCUUAUCAGCCAGGAAUGGUUGACUCUCUCACCCAAAGGUUCCACUGUACACGUCAGUCCCCUCAGUGUCAGCUGAUGUACCCAGACUUCCUGUUGGAGCCCCACGCCAGUCAGUACCAGCUCCUCAGCGGGCCUGUGGCUCCUCCAGCAGACAGCAGCCAUCCCUGCUCAGCGUUGGCUCCUUGGUUUGCAAACGAGCCCAUUCUCUGCAGCAUGAUGCCAGGAGACUUUCAUGGCCCUUUAGCCAGUAUCUGUGUACCACCGGGUAUGGACCAUCAGCUGUUUCAGGACGGGCCGACUGACUUUACAUCCCACAUCCCACAGCCUGUAGUGUGUAAUGUGAGUGGGGAUGGCCGGGUCAUGCUGGUUAACCCCUGUGAGCCCGGACCCGUGUUCCUGACCAUGACUUCUGCACCAACACACAGAGACAACGAUGUGAGCGUGUUGAGGACUCCCAGCCAGCUUCCCCAGUACCACCAGACAGCGUGUCCCUUGUACGAGUCCAGAGAUCAGGCAACCAGCAUGCAGCAACCAGCCCCCCCAGCACAAACUGCUGGAACAUGCCAGUCAAAGUCCAGGAAGCCCUGCCACUGUACCAGAUCUCAGUGCCUCAAACUCUACUGUGAGUGUUUUGCUAACGGAGUGAUGUGCAGCGACUGUGAUUGCUCUAACUGCCACAACAAUGCAGACCAUGAAACCAAGCGUCACCAGGCAAUUAAGUCCCGCUUAGGUCGUAACCCAGAUGCCUUCAGGUCAAAGAUUGCUGCCGGAAAGUCCGGAGAGGUCAAAGGUUGGCACAACAAAGGCUGCAACUGUAAACGCUCGGGCUGCCUCAAGAACUACUGCGAGUGCUAUGAGGCCAACAUCAUGUGUACCUCCAGCUGUAAAUGUGUUGACUGUAGAAACUAUGACGACGGCUUAGAAAUGGGCUUCAAAGAGAACAAAUGGCCUAUGUCAGUGAUAACCCCAGCUGUGGUGGAGGCUGCGUGCAGCUGCCUGCUGGCCCAGGCUGAGGAGGCUGAGACGGAGGCCCAUAGCCCCGCCCGGGCUGAGCACAUGGUUCUGGACGAGUUCGGACACUGUCUCGCACAGAUUGUCAAGGCCAUGUUCAAGUAAACGCACACUGACACUUUGGAGCCACACUGUGGGUUUGGGUCUAGGUUUUACUUCAGAACCCUAACCGCUUAGCAUCCAAGAAAAACAGCUGGACCACCAGGGGUAUUUGAACCCAUGCAUUGGGGUUUGGAAGGCUUCACAGAUUACUUCUACUAUUUAAUGUUUGUAGUUUUAAAGCUGUCAUGUGACAGCAGCAUUACACAAAACAAUGACUACAGCUUACAAAAUUGCUUAAUUUUACAACAUCUGCCGUGCUGGUAAUGUCAUACUCAGGUUCAAAUGGGUGUGUUCCUGUGCAUGGACAUUUCCAAUAUUAUUGUUUUGAUGUCUGUACAGAACAAACUUAUAUAAAAAGAUGAGUUCAGAGGAGUAUUAUUUUCAAUUUAGUAUUAUUUGUGCUGUUAAAGGGACAGUUGAGAUGUGUUGACGUGUGGUUGUAUGAGGCACUUGCCCAUAGUGAGUGUAUUACUUGUGGGCUGGGGCAGCAGCUAAAUGGAUUUUACACACCUAAAAGAUCUAUACCAGUAAAAGUGUACGCUGUUAUGUAGAAUAUUGUUAGUGCUUCACCUUGCUGUCAGACAGCCCUUUCCCUUCACAGAAAUGUCUCUCCUCUCUGUCAUUUGGCCAUUCAGUCUCCCUCUGCAAAAGUUUCUCUUCUGUAUGCUCGGCACACUCGCCGAGAAUAUGUAGUGCCAAAGGAAAGGGCUGUCUGAUAGCAAGGUGAAGCUGUAAGGAUACUUCGGAGAUGUCGCUCAUACAACCAGAAUUAACAAACAUCUCAACCUUUCCUUUAAUUUUUGUAUUAGUGUGUGUAAUGUUGCUCUUCUGGCUCUGAUUUAAAUUCUGUUCAUAGUGUGUGGAGUGUGGAUGGACAGUUU
Etheostoma cragini (Arkansas darter) is the source of this 2377-nucleotide messenger RNA. It is a transcript of the gene tesmin, whose product is annotated as testis expressed metallothionein like protein. Bases 201 to 1499 code for a protein of 432 amino acids. Gene Ontology annotation, cellular component: nucleus. Lineage: Eukaryota; Metazoa; Chordata; Actinopteri; Perciformes; Percidae. Gene Ontology annotation, biological process: regulation of DNA-templated transcription. The record is from RefSeq and is a predicted model, not a curated record. The transcript has 13 exons.